AUUACUCCCCAUGUUUCAUCCCCUUCUGUACGGCACAACAUGACAUCAAGUGCAGGCUCGGUGGAAAUGAAAUGCGGGACAAAGAAAUUUUCAUUUAACCCUAAGGAGGGAAUAGACAACCCACUGAUGGUCAUCACAGAAGAGUCCACACCGAGACCACAUCUCUGUGUUCUUAAAAAGGAGGAAGGGGAGACCUACGGAUUUCACCUGAGAGUAGAAUGGGUGAAACAAGGUCACAUUAUCCGAAAUGUGGUUUCUGGAGGCGUUGCGGGGCGUUGCGGCCUUGAAGAUGGAGACAGGCUUCUUGAGGUCAACAAUGUCUAUGUAGAGGAUGCUCCUCACCAGGAGGUGGCCAGGAGAAUAAAGCGAAGUGGACAUCACCUAUGCUUAUUGGUUCUUGAUGACGAGGCGUAUGAGAAAGCAGUCUCCAAGGGGCAGGACCUUCGCGAUCUUGUCAAAGCAUAUAAGAGUGAACAUUUGAAACCACCACGACUGUGUCACAUCACCAGAGAUCCGAACUUGGGUCUGGGCAUCAACUUCACACCUAUUGGAGCUGAAAAGGGUUGCUUCUCAGUCAACCCGGUACCUGGAGGGGCGGCCGAAAAGGCUGGCGUACAUAAGGGGGAUCGCCUGGUGUGGAUGAAUGGAGCCGUGGUUUCAGAUCUCACGCACUCUGCACUCAGCAAAAUGAUGAAAAAAUGUGGCAAAUACAUCACCAUCCUAGUGAUUGACAGCGAGAGCGAGAAGAAAUACACUCAACUAAGGAUGCCCAUACUCCCUACUAUGGCGGUCCCACACAACUUGCCCUAUAGGUCGAGAAAACUAGAUUUGGAUUUGGCACCUGAGGGCUACGGUUUCCUCCUUCACUUUGAGAAGGCCCCAUCAGGACGUACAGCUCAUGUGUUGCGGAAGGUGGGCACUGGCAGUCCCGCGGAGAGGGCCGGGGUGCGGGACGGCGACGUGCUGCUGGAGGUCAAUGGAGAGUCUGUGGAGUUGCUGCAGCAUGAUGAGAUUGUGACGAGAGUGAGAGAGAGUGGCCGACAUAUCUCACUUACCACGAUUAUUCAGCAGGGCCAUGAAUUUUACACACAGUUAGGUCUGUCCCCUCUCCUCUUCUGGGAGGACGAUGCUAUUAAGAUGGAAAACAGUGAGCCGGUCUGUGCAUCAGAACAUUGCCAACAAAAUCAUAGAGUAGGUUCAUCCAAGCCCAGACUGUGUUCUCUUCAAAAAGGCCCCUCGGGGUUUGGCUUCAACCUUGGCUCUAUACCGCAGUGUCCCGGAACCUUCGUCAGUCAAGUGGCCCCAGGGAGCCCGGGGAAGAAAGCAGGACUACUAAUGGGUGAUAUAGUGAUUGAAGUUAAUGGGCAAAAUGUGGAGCACCAAUACCUGGAAGACGUGAUCAAGCUUGUGAAGGAAGCCGGACCAUGUCUUUCCUUACUCGUCAAGGAGAAGGAGAGCUACGACAACUUGAAAAAGACCGACACGCUUGAGAUCACCGACAGUGAGGGAGAAGAAACAGAGGUUUCACGCUUGUGAAAUGACUCAAACAGUCUUGACAACACUCCAUGCUGUACUCCUUCUCCGUCUGAUGGGACUUCAAACUGUACCUUAACUCUAUUAUUUCAAUACUGUUCAAAUUACCGGGAUGGUCCACUUGAAGGAUUUACAUCCAAUGCGCAUAAAAGAUACAAAUAUUUUGUCAAUGAUUUCCACUCGGUUCAAUUCUGUAGGCAUUAAAAGACCAUCACCUUUCUGAACGUGUGUUCAUAGUAGAAUAUAUAUAUUGAUAAAGAUCAACAUGCAUACACACCACAGACAUCAAUAGAAGUGUCAAAAGUUAAAAAAAAGGAAAUGUGUGAUUAUUUGUACAACAAUUAAAGUGCGUUCAUGAAAUCAAUCUCCAGUGUGUAGAAACGUCACAUUCAAAAUAUCUUUAAAACUAACUAACUUAGCCCUGAUUGAUAGUGAUGACUUUACUCGCCAAUGGAUAACCGAAGGCCUAUAUUCCCCAUAGAUACUAAAUGAGCAGUAGCGGGAAGUGUACUGAAGUAGAUUUUUCACGUCUCUGUACUUGUGUAUUUCAUUUGUCAUUUUAACGCCUUAUUUGAAAACCUAUCUGUACUUUUGACACAGUUGGCAGAGUGAUACUAUGCAGCAGUCGUAUCGCCGCCAACUACUAGUUCCAGGAUCAACAAACUCAUAAUAUAUUGCUAUAAUGACAGGGGAAUCACUAACUACACGUGACCUGUCUCGUCUGUCAGAAGUAAAGACUUUAUUUGCAAAGCAACAAAGGAUCAAAUGAACACAGUUUAUGUAACCAACAAGUCUCUUGUAGCAACACACGGUGUAACUAUUUGAGAGCACUGACUGUAUGUGUUGUGUAUUCAGUAUUCCUAAAUAUAGUGAUGCUUUUUUUUUUUGUUG
Messenger RNA from Phycodurus eques (leafy seadragon), 2424 nucleotides. It is a transcript of the gene nherf4b, whose product is annotated as NHERF family PDZ scaffold protein 4b. The record is from RefSeq and is a predicted model, not a curated record. Lineage: Eukaryota; Metazoa; Chordata; Actinopteri; Syngnathiformes; Syngnathidae. Gene Ontology annotation, biological process: protein localization to plasma membrane. Gene Ontology annotation, molecular function: protein binding; protein-membrane adaptor activity. The coding region runs from base 40 to 1536 and encodes 498 amino acids. Gene Ontology annotation, cellular component: apical plasma membrane. The transcript has 11 exons.